AUGUCGUUCUUAAGAAGAUCAUUGGAAUUAUUUUCUGGAAGUUUUGAGUCAAAGAGUAGUGCACCACCAACUAUCGAUACAAAGAUCGAUACAAAGAUAAAUAACACAAAAGUUGACAACAAACCCUCAUUGGAUACUUCAUCAGACAAUUUUGUUACUCGUAGUCCAUCAAUCGCUAUUCCACCAAACAAUCAACAAAAUAGAGAGUCUUCUUGGUAUCGUAUGGUUCAAGUCGUUGAGGUCGGAUCACUCUAA
Heterostelium album PN500 is the source of this 255-nucleotide messenger RNA. RefSeq lists its product as uncharacterized. The coding region runs from base 1 to 255 and encodes 84 amino acids. The record is from RefSeq and is a predicted model, not a curated record. Lineage: Eukaryota; Evosea; Eumycetozoa; Acytosteliales; Acytosteliaceae. The transcript is spliced from 2 exons.